GGACCAACAGGGUGAUGAAGAUGCUCCCGAGAGCAGCAGGGAAGAAAUAUAUCUUUCGGAGGGAGCGGUAGAUUGUCGCUUUAAUUCGAAAGAGGUUGAGAUGGAUACCACUUCUAUGGAUCUUCCAACAAUUACACAUGACACUUUGAAACGAUCAGCCUCAUCAUCAUCUUCGUCUGACCACGAAGGGAACUACCUUACUCCCAGCAGUCUUACACCUACCGAAGUCCGUCUUGGGAGCGACCUUCAACAACAAGCAAUUGCGGGAUUAACAGCUCUGCUAGCUAAAACUUCUCGCAUUGCUGCAGAACAAGACAGUGCCAGUGACGGUACUAGCUCUAGUAGUCGUCCUAGAAUAGGC
Amoebophrya sp. A25 is the source of this 361-nucleotide messenger RNA. The record is from the annotation of a GenBank genome assembly. Lineage: Eukaryota; Dinophyceae; Syndiniales; Amoebophryaceae.